Prunus dulcis (almond) is the source of this 608-nucleotide messenger RNA. Its product is annotated as histone H4. Bases 146 to 457 code for a protein of 103 amino acids. Lineage: Eukaryota; Viridiplantae; Streptophyta; Magnoliopsida; Rosales; Rosaceae. Gene Ontology annotation, cellular component: nucleosome. The record is from RefSeq and is a predicted model, not a curated record. Gene Ontology annotation, biological process: nucleosome assembly. The transcript has a single exon. Gene Ontology annotation, molecular function: structural constituent of chromatin; DNA binding; protein heterodimerization activity.
ACUCAAACAGAAGCGGCAAAGCAAAAAUUCAAAGAUCGCUCCCCACUAUAAAAACCCCUUUCCCCUAAUUAGUCAAAUCACCACAUUCACUUGAUUAGGUGAAAAAUCAAACUGUUUGGGAGAUCAGAAAAAAAUUUCCGAGAAAAUGUCAGGGAGAGGAAAGGGAGGAAAGGGGUUGGGAAAGGGUGGGGCAAAGAGGCACAGGAAGGUGCUGAGGGAUAACAUCCAAGGCAUCACCAAGCCCGCCAUUCGAAGACUUGCUCGUAGAGGCGGAGUGAAGCGCAUCAGUGGCCUCAUCUACGAAGAAACCAGAGGGGUUCUCAAGAUCUUCUUGGAGAAUGUGAUUCGCGAUGCUGUGACUUACACUGAGCACGCCAGGAGGAAGACGGUGACUGCCAUGGAUGUGGUCUAUGCUCUCAAGAGGCAGGGACGAACCCUCUAUGGUUUCGGAGGUUAAAUCUAGCAUAUGUAAUAAAAUCCCUCCUUUGAUUUGGGGCUUUUGUAAAACUUGUUAUGAGCGAACAAAGUGUGUGAUGGUUUUUGAAUCUGUAAUGGCAUGAUUUUUAAGCUUGUUCUGCUUCAAUGAAUGAAUAUAUAGACUUUUGAUA